GGCGCCCUAUGCUCAGCCAUGACAGCGGGAAGCCGCGGCCGCCCCCGGCAGCGCCCCGGACCGCGGCUCUCGCCCGGGAAGGGCGGCCAGGACGCUGUCAUGCAGGACCCUACCUCGGAACCCGCCGAGGAGAGCCGGGAGGCAGCCUCGGCGGAGGGCGGCGGGGCCUUCUGUCUGCAGAGGGUGUUUGAGGAGGUGCAGGGCUCCUCGCAGCUGAGCGCGGCGCCCGCGGAGCCGCCGGCCGUGACGGUGGUGGCGGUGGAGCGGUACCUGGCGCAAGCGCCGCCCGCCGCCUCCCCCCAGUACUGGUACGACCUGACGCUGGCGGACGGCGCGCGCUGGCACCGCUGCCACCUCGCGCCGCGCCUCAACGGGCUCGUGCAGCGCGCGCGCCUGCGGGCGGGCACGCGCCUCCGCCUGACGCGCUGCUCGUACCGCUACGACGAGAGGCGCCUGAACCGCGGCUUCUUCUGCCUGGAGGGGCUGGAGCGGGAGGGGGGCACCGGCACCGCCGCCGCGGACAUCCCGCCCGACGGGCACCGCCCUCUCCAGCCCCUCCGCGGGGACAAUAGGCACUACCUGCCGCUCUGGAACAACGAGGAUCCCUAUGGAGACGUGUGGGUACCGGACAGGCCCCCGGUGCAGGUGGAUGUGGAUGUCUCCAAACUGACUAAUCUUGGUCAUCUGGAAAUGACAUGGAGAAGCAGAGUGCAUUUCCAUCCACUUCUUGUGAGAAUCCUGCACAAAUCUAGACUAAGGUACUAUGGAAAACCAGAGAAAAAAAUGGAUAUGCCUUAUCAGGCUUACUUUGAAGUUGCUGAUGGCUCAGGCAUGAUGUCAAUGGUUUUGUGGAAUUCUCUGUGUCCUGAAUGGUAUCACAGUAUGAAGGUUGGCACAGUGCUGCUCCUUGCCAAGUAUGCCAUCAAAUCCAGUUACCCGUUCAAAACACACCCCACCCCAGGGGAUUCACAGAUGAAGAGAUUUGCUACAAUUGAAAUUUGCCUUAAUGUUCGAGAUCCUCCUACCGAAAUAAGUAUUAUUCCAGAAGAAAUGGUUAAGCCAGAGUGGGGAUUACCUGAAGUUAAAUACAGGUUUAUCACAAGGUCAGAGCUGGAUGACUUACCACACAAUCAUUCCUGUGAUGUUAUUGGUCUUGUGACAUUUGUCGGAAGGGCUGAGCGAGCCAGGAAAAGAGAACACAGCGAAGAUUUCUGGCUGUAUCGUUGGGCACAUGCCAUUGAUGGGACCUCAGACCAGCCGUUCAUACUGGAAUUGUUUGCAACUUCUCAGCCAGAUGUGUUUGAGCGUAUUCAUCCAAUGACAUACUUGGUGUGCACACAGAUGAGAGUGAUGACUGAGAAUCCUUCCAGGACAGUUUACCUUACAACUUCAAAUGAAAGUCAAAUAUUCAUUACAGGGUGGCACAAGGGCCAGCCAUAUACCAAGGAUGCCAAAGUGAAAAACUUCAUUCAGUGGACCAAAUCACAAAGUGAAGCUGAUCAAAUAAAGAAAACUGUCAUCGGUGGCUAUUACCCUUUUCCACGACCUCCUGAUAGCUUUUUGAAAUAUUGUAAAAACAAUGAAGUUGAAUCAGUUUUGAAACCCAUAGGUGAAAUAGGGAAAGAGAUUGAAGACCUGCACUACAGAGAACACAAGCGAAUUGCUGUUCAGGGAAUAAUUAGUGCCAUAAGAUACAUCAGCUGUAGCAAUGCAGCAGAAGAAGCCUCAGGAGGGGAAUUGGUCCAGAAAGAUACCUCUCAGUCUCUUGGAAGUUCUUCUGUGUCCAAAGAAGACUAUGUUGACAAGGGAAAAAAUGAAGAAGUUAAAUCUUUUCUGGGGCCACCCUGCACUCCUGAGGAACAUCACCAAGCUCCGCUGUCAAAGAGGAGUUCAGUCAAGAGAAAAACAUCACGCAGAUUCAGAAGAGAUGCAGAACAGGGAGGUACAUCUGUUAGUCCUGUAUCAUCUUACCCCUAUUUUACGCGGACUGUAAGAAGAAGACUUGGCUUAGAUGAAUAUCAGCAUGGACAUUCUGUGCAAGAUAAAAAUGGACAGGCUGUGUCAGACAGUUUGCAGUAUUGCACAGAUCAAGAAGGAGUGAAUAAUAUAGCUGAAACUGAAGAGCCUGGAAGAACUUGUGGUUCCUGGCAGAGUGACCUGUGGGCACAAGUGAAAGACAAGUUAUUGAAUUAUUUUCAUCACAGCAAAAUUUUCCCAGAAAGUAUCCCAUGUAAAUUUGAUUAUGUGCACAAAGACUUACUUAUGCAACAGUACAACCUUCAUGCUGCAGUGCACCAGCCAGUAGAAGCCAGAACAGAUAAAAACAUCAAUGAGUUUAAAAGUCCUAAUGGCCUUGGAUAUUAUGAAGUGACAGUUCUGGGUAUAAACCAUGACAUAGCAAUAGAUGUUGCUUUUCUUCCACUGUUUUCCCCUGACAAUUCCCACUUGUUUCAACUGGAAGACAUUCAGAAUGAUACAUUAUUGUCUUGUAUGAGUUGUAUCUCUGCAUGCCAGCAGAAGGCCACCAGCAGUGGGAGGCUUGGUGGCACGUUUCCUCUUUCAGAUGAAAUUGUAAAAGCAGCGAAGGAGCUCGAUGGCAAACAUGUUAUCUGCAUCUUGGACAUGUGUCACUUGGGUGAUGACAAGGUGGAAGUCUUUCUGAACAAAAUCUACAAGACAGUGGAACCAGGUGUGCUGGAUCCAGUGUAAUUUAAUCACUUAAUUUUCAAAUGUAUAUUGUUCAAAAGGAGGGAAAUAAAAUUGCUAUAACUUGAAUACACCCUCUACACAUUGCACUUUUCUAGAACUAGCAGACACAAACAUAAAAUCGUGAUUCUUAGGCAGUUGUAAUGGCCAUCCAUGUAACUGGGAAGGACAAUUGUUGCCUUUAUUUUACUUGCCUUGGUUGCUGAUGUUCAAGAAGGGUGAAUAGGCAGUACAGUGAGCUGAUCAUUUGGCAGGAUACCAAGGAAUCAAAGUGAUUGUCAGCUCUUUCUUUGCCUGUGCACAAACAUACACAGGAAAUGUAUAUAUCUGGGUGAGAAUAUAUGUAUCUCUGGGUGACAGUAUAUAUCUGUAUAUAACUGAGAAGAGAGGCAAGCUUUCCUAAUAUUUAAGGCAGUGUUUGCAAAUGAAUUAAUGGGCUGUGAUAAAAAUUUUAGUCUGGAAAUUAGAAUAAUUUUGAGGAUUACAAUUUUGAUGUUCUGUGGUAAUCUUUUUUACUGAAAGCUACUAGAGGCAGCCUAUCUGCUCUUUAGGCUUGAAGCUUACUGUGAAAGGGAUUAAAUACCAUGGUGCCUUUAGUAUCAUAAUCCAGGAAACCACUUUCGGUUCUUUUCACCUGAGCAAGGUCAGGUGCUAUGUUUUUAUAUGCCUGCUUUUGUACACAGAGUGUUAGGUAGUGAGUAUAGCAUCCAAACAUUUUUAACAUAUUUUAUUCAUUCAUACAAGUAAUGAAAUAUUUUUUAAAAGAAUUUUUGUAUUGGAACUUGCUUUGAGCUUUGCAAGAGAAAACUGUCUUUAGGAAGUGCUAAUUAUGGCAGGAUACACAGUUUGCCACAUCAUUUCUAGAUGUGUUCUGAGAACGUGAAGUUCAGCAACUAAGCUGCUACUUCCACAAAAGCAAAGGACUGGAAAAUUCUGCCAACUUUUUGCCUGUACUGAAGAGCAACUGGCUCCUGCUGGUCCAGAAUCAAGUAGCACAUUUUUACCCAUGUUAAACAGCCUCAAAUCACUUAAGGAACUUGAUUCUUACAAAAUUAUUUUCCAGCAGGAGCUCUUUGCAGUUUGACUGCUUGUCCAUUUGAAAUGCUGCUCUCAAUUCAAUUCCUUGAGAAGAAAGAAUUAUGGAGACUUGGCAGGUAAAUUGUACCAUUAUUGACCAAAGCCCACAGAGUUAAUUUAUAGGAACAGAUAAAUUCUUAGGCACAUUUUAGCAGCCUGUUGGUAAUUGGAGAUUACCUCUUUCAAGUAGUAAGAGUCACUUGUCUGCCCUGGGGGCAGUAGACUUUGUCCUCAUGUAGUUAAAGUCUGGGCCCUAUCUUCAGAUAAUGGUAAUUUGACAGAGAAUGUAAUUGAUUUUGUUACAUACAAGUUCACAGACAACUUCAGAUAAAAAGUCAUGAAAUUAAUAAAAUUGUUGUCUUUCUAGUGUAGUUUACAGUUUAAAAAUAUGUUGAGAGUAGUUUAACUUAAUUGCACUGCAACUAAAAGUUAAUUUAAUGUGACUGUAUUGUAUCUAUUUAAUAUGAAUCAGAAGUAUUAGUUCUGGAGCAAUGUUGUCAACUCACGCCCUUCAGAGUACUCACAGAAGGCAAAAUGAAAAGAUACCAACCCAAGAAAAGUAGGGUGUUGCUUGCAGUAUUAUUUGUGUCAUUGUGCUGCUAAUGGGUAUGUGAAGGUGAGAGGCCAUUGCUCUGGAGUGAGUAAUACAGUGCUUCAUGUUCCAAACUGAGCCAUGCUGACUGUGUCAGCCAAUGCUUUUUAUUUACAUAUACUUCAGAUGGAAGUCUAAUUUUAACGAAACUCUUCUUUUUAAAGGCAAUUUUUAAAGGAAUUCUCUUUGUCAUCAUAAAAGGACUGAUGUGGCUGACAUUGUCUCAGAGCCACAUUGGUGAGAUGGUCCAGCCACCUUCCUUCACCCCAUGCCUGGCUGUUUGAGGCAUUGCCUGCUUAGUACACUAUAAACAUAAAGCAUUAAUGAUUUCAUCCUAUAUGUUAGGACUUCCUAACUCUAAAGGAAAUAUCUAAAUUAUGUGGAAUAUAGAUAAUGUUUUAAAACAUUAAAGGAUGUUAUUUUACUUUAUUCAAGUGUUUGAAAUUUUUCAUGGCAAAGCUGGGAAGGAGAUAGAUUUACUCUCGCAGAUUGGAGUGCCAGUGUUGGAAGUGCAGGUUCUCUGUGUGCAGCUGGUGAAUGUCCAAUGCCUAUAGUAGACUUGGAAUUUUAAUACUUUGGAUCAUUCUCUAGUCACCAUCCUGCUAAAUAACACUGGACUUAAUAUGUGGAGUUCAGUGGCUGAAGUGCUGUAGUGUUAUUAUGAUUCUACCACUGUGCCUCUCUCCCUUCUCCCUGCCAAUCCAGCGCUGUCAGACUGGAGCAAAGGUCCUCUGCAAGAAAACCACUUGCUGUUUUACUUCAUUCAGUGUUUAUUAACACAAGUGUAAAAAAAAAUUGAUUUUUGGUCUUGAGUCUGUCAAAAUGAUAGUUUUGCCAUGUUAAGCCAAGAUAUAGAGUCAUUAUUCCUGCAAAAUGUCAAAGGGAUCACCUUUAUUGCUGCUGUGUAUUGCUACUGCUAGGGGUAAAAUAAUAUCAGAACACAUUUCGUUACUGUGGAAGGUGUACCUGACCAAAGAACUUUACUCUAAAACCUUACAUGUGCAUGUUUCUUGUGUUUUCAGCAUUAAUUUCAAUGAAUGGAGGAAGGUAGAACAUAUAUAGGUAGUGGUACUUUAGAGUGUGCAAAAGUUCCUAAGUCAUAGAUUGUAAAGAUAAUACUAAUGUUGAAUUAAUGUGAUGUAGAAGUUGUGCGACACUGAAAAGCUGAGAGUAGAAAUAAAUUAAUAUAUGUAAACA
Molecule: messenger RNA, 5572 nt
Organism: Haemorhous mexicanus (house finch)
Lineage: Eukaryota; Metazoa; Chordata; Aves; Passeriformes; Fringillidae
Gene: RADX
Product: RPA1 related single stranded DNA binding protein, X-linked
Exons: 15
Coding region: 19-2709 (896 amino acids)
Biological process (GO): regulation of DNA repair
Cellular component (GO): replication fork
Molecular function (GO): single-stranded DNA binding
Source: RefSeq, a predicted model, not a curated record